Molecule: messenger RNA, 1381 nt
Organism: Hyla sarda
Lineage: Eukaryota; Metazoa; Chordata; Amphibia; Anura; Hylidae
Exons: 6
Coding region: 254-1381 (375 amino acids)
Source: RefSeq, a predicted model, not a curated record
CAGGAAGUUAUUUUCUUUUUUAAUUUAUUUUCUGUCUGACCACAGUGCUCUGUGCUGACACCUCUGGACAGUUCCUGACAUGGACAGUUCCUGACAUGGACAGAGGUGUCAGCAGAGAGCACUUCCUGUGGAACACAGCAGCUGUUGGGUGUGUCUCACUUCCAGAGUUGUCCAGAGAGAGAGGAGAGAAGGAGUUUUUUCCAGCAACCUUUUCCCCAGGAGGGUGGCAGACUCCUGGGAAGAGCCUCCUGCUAUGGACCCACGGCCUUCCACCUCCCGUACUAGGCCGGCGGGGGGUGGGAGGGAGAGAGUUACGGCCGAUUCCAAGGACGGGGUCAGAAGAUCCAGCAGGCUCCGCAGUAAUGUGGAGCCCACUCCCCUGUCCAUCGCUGGAAACCGCAAGGCAUACGGUAGGAAGAUAACUGUUGUGUCUUCAGGGACUGUUUCUAAUGUUACGGAACCCCAGCAAUGGGGGGUGAAGGGACCCAGGGAGUCGCUUGCCACGUUUGGAUCCCGCAUGCAGGCAAAGCUGGUGGAAUACGAACAGCUGGGAAAGAAGCUGAAAGUGUUAAGGGAGGAUCUGAAGUUUGCCCGCUACCAGACAGAUAACUCUGCCAAGGCCAUGAGGGCUAAGUUUGCUGCUAGAGUGUGCGAGCUGAAGGCAGAGGAGCAGGAGGUGGUGAGAGCCCGAAUGCAGAUCAUAGAGGGAGCGGGUAUGUUUAAAGAAAAAUUAAAAAACGAGGACCGCUAUAAAAUCAUGCGGACCCCUGUGAAGGAGGAAGAGGAUAGUCAGGGGGAGGAAGAACACCUGUGUGAUACAGAGGAGAAGAUGGAGGAAGGUGGUGAGGGAGAUGGCGGCAGUGAGGGUGAUGAGAGUGAGGGGGAUGUGUGUGAUACCCCGUGUACCCCUAAGACCUCUGUCACCCCAAGUGCAGAAUAUAUUAACCCUGCCCAAGUCGCCUUACCAACCACCUCAGAGGAAAGCGACAGUAGUGAUGGUGGUGACAGCGGCCCAGUCGGUGGGGGGCUCCUGCGGGCCAUAGUGAUGCAGGAAGACUUCCAAGAAAAUCGAGCUUACACAGUAUUGGCCAAGGGUCCCUCAGUUCCACGUGAGAGUGAAACAGAUAUCUCUACCUCUGAGACUGAUCAGUCGGAGUCAGACAGAUCCAGAGGAAGAGACCUGCACCUCUUCUACAGAAAAUUGAAGUGGCAUAAAUUCCAUAAACAGAAAGAAAGGCGAGAAUGUCAAGAACUGGGGAUUGAUGUAGGGGAUCUCUUUAUGACUAGAACCCUGGCAGGUUUACUUGAAGAUAACGCAAGACCUAGAGGUUUCCUGGUUUAUGAAAGGUGCCACCAGCAAACAAACUUGGUCCGGUAUUGA